This is a messenger RNA of Phodopus roborovskii (desert hamster), 975 nucleotides long. It is a transcript of the gene Vstm2l, whose product is annotated as V-set and transmembrane domain containing 2 like. Lineage: Eukaryota; Metazoa; Chordata; Mammalia; Rodentia; Cricetidae. The transcript has 4 exons. The record is from RefSeq and is a predicted model, not a curated record. Bases 200 to 808 code for a protein of 202 amino acids.
GAGUGGCCUUCCGCGCAAGCGAAGAGUCCCGCAGUCGGAGGCGGCGGGCUGGGCGUGCGCUCGCUGCCUGCAGCCGGGGCCGGGCCGGGGCCAGCGGGAGAGGGCGGCGGCGGCGCCGGGCAGGACACGGCAGGCGCGGGCUCUGCAGGCUGCGGAGCCCCGAUGUGAGGCGGCGGCGCCCCCGGCCGGAGCGCGCAGCAUGGGGGCCCCGCUGGCCGCGGCGCUGGGCGCCCUCCACUAUCUGGCACUUUUCCUGCAACUCGGAGGCGCCACGCGGCCCGCGGGCCAUGCGCCCUGGGACAACCACGUCUCCGGACACGCACUUUUCACAGAGACGCCCCAUGACAUGACGGCACGGACAGGCGAGGACGUGGAGAUGGCCUGCUCCUUCCGAGGCAGUGGCUCUCCAUCCUACUCACUGGAGAUCCAGUGGUGGUACCUGCGCAGCCACCGGGACUGGACUGACAAGCAGACAUGGGCCUCCAACCAGCUAAAAGCAUCUCAGCAGGAGGACUCGGGGAAGGACGCCACCAAAAUAAGUGUGGUCAAGGUGGUGGGCAGCAACAUCUCCCACAAGCUGCGGCUGUCGCGGGUGAAGCCCACUGACGAAGGCACCUACGAGUGUCGCGUGAUCGACUUCAGCGACGGCAAGGCCCGGCACCACAAGGUCAAGGCUUACUUGCGGGUGCAGCCUGGAGAGAACUCGGUGCUGCAGCUGCCUGAUGCGCCCCCCGCCGCGCCCGCGCCACCGCCCAAGCCCGGCCGGGAGCUGCGCAAGCGCUCUCUGCCCGAGGCCUGCAGCCUGUAGCCCUCCCGUCCCGCAUGCAGUCCUCCUGGCCCUGCGGCGACGGCGGCAGAGGAGUCCCGCGUGUGCUUUGCUUGCUUGCCCCCCUCCCGGCUCCGCCUCGUGCACCCCGUCCUUGCGGCCAGCCCCCUGGUGAGGAGCCGGACCGUGAGGGGCCCCAUGCUCCUGCU